AUGGACCUAAUUGCACUCGCUACGGAUGAUGAGUUGGUUCACGUUUUUCGGCUAAAUGGUCAAAAGGUAUUCGGAGGAUUUUCGCGAGGCCCCAAUGCCGCGAGUGACGGACUAAAGGUGAACGCUUUGAGAUGGAAAGGAAACGGGCAGCUUCUAGCUGUGGCUACUUCGGAUAAUAAUAUCCGCAUGCUGAGCGCCUAUAGCGGGAAAACAGUGCAUAUCCUGGACUGCAAUCAGAAAACAGGGUAUAAUUCAGAUGAUACCCCACAGGAGGCCUCCAUACCUCCUUCGGGUACGAUUUGCUGUCUAGGUUGGGGGGUGAAUUUAACAGACGAGCAAGCUGCAUCAAAAACUGUGAAGGAAUCUCAGGGAAGAUUGAGCCUUGACGACUUGCUCGCGCCCGAGACACCUUUGUCCAAACUCCCGUAUAUCAAGGCGGACUUGCCUCGUGAGCUUGCUUUAUUGGAUAUUGACCGUUCCUUACCAAAAUUGAGCACUUUACCCUCUACUGGAGAUGACGACGAUAUAUUCAGUACUCGUGCUUCGAUUGAUUCCAUAUUUCACUCCAACAGCAAGAAUUCCGACUCCGUUGAUGUGGUGCUGGCCGGAUUUAAUGACGGAUCCAUUCACUUACGGAUAUUCGAUUCCUUUGAAAUAGGCACCAUCCAAGCAACCAAGCAUCUGGAUGGUUUUACAGAAGCCCGCGUUCUAGCUCAUGCUUCUCAUCCCAUGAGCUCAACCCACUCCUUUUUGUUUGCCACCAAGCUUGAAGAAGAGGAAAAGCUCUGGAUUUUCUCCCUCGAUCUUCUUUUCAUCACGAAAUCCGGAAUAUAUCUUUCCGUUCUUGCAUCAAAGGUCACCCAGUUGCAAAAUUUGAUGCGAUAUAUCAAACAAGUACAGACACAGGUUCUUCUUGAGUGGAAAAAUACGCAAGACUUACCCGGCCGCUAUCUUCGAAAUAUCAAUGAAGACCUUCAAGAAAAAAUGUCGUGCAAUUUUGUUACUGCUGCAUAUCAUCUUGUUGUUACUGGUGAUUGCUACGCGCCACUCAAGGAGUUUUUAGUGGACCAAGUUGGUGAACGGGGUCAUAAACGCUGGGAAAAGGCCGUCAUGAAUGGCUAUGAGACCAUAAGGCGCCUAACUCAUGGAUGUCUCCUUCCAGCUCUAGAGAGAUGUAGUGUUCUACUUGGCCGGCUCAUAGGGUUAUCCAGGUUUUAUAAACUUGGUCCUGUACUUGGGCUCAAUACCAAAAGCCUUAAAGCUUGUCUUGCCACUGUCGAUUGUCUUACACUAUUAGGCCAUAAGGUUAUGGUAAACAGUGGGCGCGAGCUUACCGAGUUUAUUGCCUUUUCCAAGUGGCUGCGGUAUGAAAUCGACCUCCAAACUGCGGGGCACUCAUCUGCAACUGCAGAAGAGUUGAUGGAGAAGGCGGAUACAAUUAACCAUGCACAGACACUUAAUUAUAUCCGUGGACCGAUGACACGCAGUUCACUUCUGGACUAUAUUCAACCUAGGACAGCAGAAUCCCCUGACGGUCGCUGGAAGGCGGCUAAUGACUUGUUUUACGAAAACUACAAAACCCUAUUGCGGCAGUUAGACCCAAAGAGCAUGGACCAGAAAUUGGAUAUUCCUGUUUUAGGUGACCUCACGGGGAGAUUGGAUGUGCAGUUUGAUGAGGUUUUUAAGCGGGUUGGCGAGACGCAGCAAAGGAGUAUUAUCCCAAAAAGAAUCAAGGUGUUAGGCAAAGACUAUAGCACAGAGAUUGUUGAUCUUACUAUGAAUUACGGGGAUUAUGGAGGCAGACUAAUGGCUUCUGUGUACACGGUUUCUCGCUCUAAAACAUGCCCUCAUAGCUUAUAUUUGUGUCGGGUGGUUCUCGCUACUAUCAAUGGGGUCAGCACGACAGAGGUAGUUCUUAAUGCAACAAUUAACCUCGGAAGUGGUAUAAUUCGAGAUGUUAAAUUUGUCCAGGAUGGUACAAUGAUGCUACUCUGGUCCGAUGGGGACACACCAGCUACCAAAUACCUCGUUCACUUUGCAUACCAGCCUGACAAGGACCCAUUGUUCUGCCCAAGAUAUGGAGAAGAUGAGAACGUUGAAAUUACCUAUUUAGACGUCAUGGACCCUUCGUCUUAUCACUUUAGCUUCGUUCGUCAUACUUUCUCUCAUGAAGACAUGGACCCGCUAAGCAUUGAGGUGAAUGGCCGGCAUGGUAGACGGGUUGUCUGUGUUCUAUAUUCAGAUCGACAGUGGUACUCAGUACAUGACAUUGAUAGCGUGGAUGAUCGAGAUGAACCGGGAGAAGAGGAAGAAGAGCCGUUGGGGCAGGGAAACGGUGAAGAAAACCAGCUUGUCAAAUAG
Messenger RNA from Ophidiomyces ophidiicola, 2361 nucleotides. RefSeq lists its product as uncharacterized. Gene Ontology annotation, biological process: anaphase-promoting complex-dependent catabolic process; protein K11-linked ubiquitination; positive regulation of mitotic metaphase/anaphase transition. The record is from RefSeq and is a predicted model, not a curated record. Gene Ontology annotation, molecular function: protein binding. Gene Ontology annotation, cellular component: nuclear periphery; anaphase-promoting complex. Lineage: Eukaryota; Fungi; Ascomycota; Eurotiomycetes; Onygenales; Onygenaceae. The transcript is spliced from 7 exons. Bases 1 to 2361 code for a protein of 786 amino acids.